Spodoptera exigua (beet armyworm) is the source of this 967-nucleotide messenger RNA. NCBI's taxonomy places the organism in Eukaryota, Metazoa, Arthropoda, Insecta, Lepidoptera, Noctuidae. The record is from the annotation of a GenBank genome assembly.
GUGAGCAGCAACAUGAAGUUCUUGCCAGGGAUUUUGUUGGCUCUAGCAGUGGCUGCUUCCGCGAGGCAUAUCACGCUUGAAGAUGUCAUUGAAUUAGAAAAAAACACUCCGUAUGGUUACAUCACCGCGAUCAGCUUAUCAUUAGCUGACGAAGUCCGUAUAGCUGAAGCGGAAGGCAGACAGAGUCCAUCCAGAAUUGUUGGCGGCUCAUUAGCUGCUCUUGGGCAAUUCCCAUAUCAGGCUGGCUUAGUAUUACAUCAUCCUAUUGGUGAUGGUGUAGCCAGUGCAGCGCUGAUCUCCAACAAUAGAAUACUAACGGCUGCUCAUAACUUAAACGAUGGCAGAUCCACUGUCCCAAGUGUGACUGUGGUCCUUGGAACAACCACUCUAAUGUCUGGUGGUGUCAGACAGACUACUAGCAACUAUGUUUUGCACGAAAAUUAUGACAUUUCCCUAUUAAGAAGUGACAUUGCUAUCAUCAAUUUACCAUCUCCAGUUGCGUUUUCAAGCUUCAUCGCUCCUAUCGCCCUGCCAUCUGGAUCUCAACUUGUAGAAGAUUUCGCUGGUGACGUCGCCAUUGCAUCUGGUUUUGGAAUCAAUCCUGCAAUUGGUGGUGUGCUUCCAAACCAGCCGUUCAGCUACGUGUACUUGCCCGUGAUCUCCAACGACGAAUGUGCCUUAUAUUUUCCAACAGUUGUUCAGCCUGGAAUUGUUUGCACGGGCAGUGUUGUUGGCAAAAAUAUUUGCACUGGUGACUCUGGUGGUCCUCUUGCCGUACAGAGAAACAAUAACCCACUCUUGAUUGGUGUUGUUUCAUUCGGACGAGGCGAAUGCGAUGGCGGUUCUCCUUCUGGAUACGCUAGAGUUACACACUACGUAGACUGGAUUAAUGAACGUCUGUAAAAUAAAACAUAAAUAAAUAUGUUGAUGUUCGAAAACACUUUUUAACUAAUAAAUGAAGCAAACA